This is a messenger RNA of Serendipita indica DSM 11827, 702 nucleotides long. NCBI's taxonomy places the organism in Eukaryota, Fungi, Basidiomycota, Agaricomycetes, Sebacinales, Serendipitaceae. The record is from the annotation of a GenBank genome assembly.
AUGGUCGCCAUCAAGUCCCUCCUUAUUGCUCUCGUCGGUGUCGCCAGUGCACUCGCCAGCCCCAUCGCAGAGCCGGCCGAGGUCGAGGUCGAAGCUCGUGCCCCUGAGGCCAACUCGGAGCUUGCUGCUCGUGCUGGUACGCCAAGUUCGACUGGCUGGCACAACGGAUACUACUAUUCGUUCUGGACGGACGGAGCCGGAAAUGUGUACUACACCAAUGGCUCUGGCGGUUCGUACAGCGUAAACUGGUCUGGAAAUGGCAACUGGGUCGGUGGUAAGGGAUGGAACCCCGGAUCUUCAAGGACCAUCAAUUACUCGGCCAACUACCGCCCCAACGGAAACAGCUACCUUGCGGUAUACGGUUGGACGAGGAACCCUCUCAUUGAAUACUAUAUCGUCGAGAACUACGGCACGUACAACCCGUCCACUGGCGCCCAGAACAGGGGCACAGUCUACACUGAUGGCGGCAACUACAACAUCCUCACAACCACGCGCUAUAAUCAGCCUUCCAUCGACGGCACCAGGACCUUCCAGCAGUUCUGGAGCGUCCGUCAGAGCAAGCGCUCGGGUGGAACAGUUACUACCGCCAAUCACUUCAAUGCUUGGAGGCGAUACAACAUGAAUCUGGGUCAGCACAACUACCAGAUUGUGGCCACCGAGGGAUACUAUAGCAGCGGAAGUGCGACGGUUACUGUCUGGUAA